This is a messenger RNA of Parastagonospora nodorum SN15, 1314 nucleotides long. RefSeq lists its product as hypothetical. The transcript is spliced from 3 exons. The record is from RefSeq and is a predicted model, not a curated record. Gene Ontology annotation, cellular component: membrane. Gene Ontology annotation, molecular function: metal ion transmembrane transporter activity. Gene Ontology annotation, biological process: transmembrane transport; zinc ion transport. NCBI's taxonomy places the organism in Eukaryota, Fungi, Ascomycota, Dothideomycetes, Pleosporales, Phaeosphaeriaceae. Bases 1 to 1314 code for a protein of 437 amino acids.
AUGUGGGACGGCUUCUUCAUGCUGCUCGCCCUGAGCACGAUAAUGGGCGUUGCGUCAUUCCUUGCUGGCAUAUUACCGCUCUCCUUUUCGCUGUCACCGCGCCAGCUGCGCAUCCUCACCUUGUUAGGGGCUGGAGUGCUCGUAGGAACAUCGAUGAUAGUCAUCAUCCCCGAAGGCAUUGAGACCAUGUACAGCGCAGGGGCAAAGAGCCACACGCGCUUGUCCCAGAAAGCCAUCCAGCCUACGAUCCCGUCAGUUUCUACGCUACAGAACGGCGUCAGGCACCCCACCGACUGGAGGCGGUCCGACGUGGCUGACGCAGUGAGGGCCGCGCUCCCCAACUUUUCUGGUGACAAGGCCCCGAUCGAGGUGCAGGUGAAGAAGACCAAGGGCGAAAAGGACAAGGGGAAAGGAAAGGAGGUGGAAGAUAUGCAUCCACAGAAGGGCGGGGACGACGAUUCAACUGAAGGCCACAAGGAGGGACACACCCGCGUGCACGCUCCAGAGGAAGACGAGCACCAUGUCGCAGUCGAACACGACGAGGAGUCUAGCCCGCACGCCUUCAUUGGAGUCGCAUUGAUCCUGGGGUACAUACUCAUGUUCCUUGUCGACCACCUCCCAGAAACGUUUGCAAGCUCGAAGCCAAAGUACCAGCCGAUGCACAUAUCGUUAUCAAAUCUCCACCGAGGUCCACACAAUGCCUCGACUCUGAGUCUAAAUGGCAUGGCAAGCGAGGCCGUCACACCCCUGGCAACGCCAAUGCCUCUACAUAUGGCACCAAAGAAGACCUCGGCCACUACAAUCGGUCUUGUGGUACAUGCAUGUGCCGACGGCAUUGCUCUUGGUGCUUCCUCAACUGCACCUUCGACCUCAUUAUCACUCGUCAUAUUCUUUGCGAUCAUGCUCCACAAAGCUCCAGCAGCAUUUGGCCUCACGUCAGUUCUGCUGAAGCAGGGCUUGUCAAAGAAGACGGCUCGUACCCAUCUUGCGUUUUUCAGCUUGGCCGCCCCUGUAGGCGCACUAGCUACCUGGGCGAUUGUACAUACCUUUGGACGCGGCCGGUUAGGUGGAGAUGAAGGGCUGGCCUGGUCUACCGGCUGGGUACUGUGCUUCUCUGGUGGCACAUUUUUGUAUGUCGCUAUGCACUCGAUGAGCGAGGCAACAUCAAGCCAAUCGCAUGACGAAUCCGGUGCGACUGGUUAUAUGGAUGCUUACCCUGGUAACAAGAGUCUGUCUAAGACAGACAUCGCCAUCGUCAUGUUCGGCAUGUUGUUUCCUCUCGUCACACAGAUUGGGCAUGCGCAUGCACAUUAA